Molecule: messenger RNA, 772 nt
Organism: Benincasa hispida (wax gourd)
Lineage: Eukaryota; Viridiplantae; Streptophyta; Magnoliopsida; Cucurbitales; Cucurbitaceae
Product: temperature-induced lipocalin-1
Biological process (GO): lipid metabolic process; response to reactive oxygen species
Cellular component (GO): cytoplasm
Source: RefSeq, a predicted model, not a curated record
AUCAAUCAAUCAGUUCAAUCCUCUUGUGUCUACAAAUAUCUUCUGCAGAAACCGAAAAUUGUGUGUGUUUCAUUGACAUUAGAAAGAAUGGCAAAGAAAGAGAUGGAAGUGGUAAAAGGGUUGGAUCUUGAGAAGUACAUGGGAAGAUGGUAUGAAAUAGCUUCAAUUCCCUCAAGAAAUCAACCCAAGAAUGGUGUCAACACAAGGGCUACUUAUACACUCAAGGAAGACGGAACUGUGAAUGUGGUGAAUGAAACUUGGAGUGAUGGCAAGAAAAGUUCUAUACAAGGUGUGGCUUAUAAGGCUGACCCUUCAAGCCAGGAGGCCAAGUUUAAGGUCAAAUUUUAUUUGCCUCCUUUUCUUCCAAUCAUUCCAGUGGUGGGCAAUUAUUGGGUUUUGUAUAUUGAUGGUGAUUACAGUUAUGUCUUGGUUGGGGAGCCUACAAGGAAGAAUCUUUGGAUAUUGUGCAGAGCUACUCAUCUUGAUGAGGAGAUAUACAAUCAGCUGCUUGAAAAAGCCAAGGAGGAGGGCUAUGAUGUAAGCAAACUACACAAGACACCACAGAGCGAGCAUCCACCAGAAAGCGAAGGCCCCAAAGAUGCAAAAGGCAUAUGGUGGAUUAAAUCCAUUCUGGGAAAAUAAACUCAUAUAACAGAAGCUUCUGUUUGUAUCAUCAAAAUCCUAUCUUGCUACCUUUCUCACCAGUUGUAUGUAAAAUGUUGGUUUGUGAGUACAUAUUCUCUAUAUGGACAUGGCUUUAAAUUUAUACUCA